Messenger RNA from Trametes versicolor FP-101664 SS1, 696 nucleotides. RefSeq lists its product as uncharacterized. The transcript has 3 exons. The coding region runs from base 1 to 474 and encodes 157 amino acids. NCBI's taxonomy places the organism in Eukaryota, Fungi, Basidiomycota, Agaricomycetes, Polyporales, Polyporaceae. The record is from RefSeq and is a predicted model, not a curated record.
AUGAUUGACGAGAAAGCCCCACAACAUCCUCCGCCCGCGUACGGGCAGCCGCCGCAAGGCGCAAGCUACAACCCCUCGCAAGGACCGGCGGGAUACUCAAGCCCACAACCAUACCCUCAGACCCCACAACCGUACCCUCACACCGAGGGAUCGAAUUCGUAUGGCGUGCCCGGGGCUCAGUCCCCGCAACCAAUGGGCACCCCGGGCUCGGGGCCCCAGCCAGGAUACCCCCCUCCACAGAUGCCUUCCCAGAUGGGCCCUCCACCACAGAGUCAAGGUCCACAGCUCACCGCAGGAGCGGCGUACCAACAACAACUGUUCGCGUUGUGCGCGGCGGGCAACCACGACUUCGAGACGAAGCACGGUAUCGCAGGUAUCAUCUGCGCGAUCUUGUGCUUCCCCUGUGGUUUGAUAUGUCUCUUCACGGACGUGGAAAAGCGAUGUGUGCGGUGCGGCGUCCGGGGCUCUGGGUAGGUUGAAAUUCGGAUGGCCCGUGGGAGGUAGCAGCGUCAGGGCGUGAUAUUGACGACGGGCGUUGAUCUGGGACGAGGGGCAAAGGAUGAGUCGGGUUCGGGACCGCAGUGCGCGCUGUUGGAUGCGCCUUCCUCUUGCUUCGUGUAGAUGCUGUGCAGUACCGCCGUUCGCACCUAAUUACAUCCACCGUGCUGUGCAGUGAUAUCGUAUGUUCGUAUCCUG